AGGUCUAUGCAGUAAAAUUGCCUGAUUUCUAUUCUGUUUCCUCACCAUCGAAUACUGAUUCGGUAUUUAAGGAGACCAUCACCAUAAAAACUCUCCCCACUUUGCCCUCUCCCAUUUUCUCAUCUGAAACGCUCCCCACUUUCUCCCUCAGUUCCUUCCAUAUUCCUCUCUUCCAAUUUUUCUGCCUCUUUUUUCUGCUUUCUUUUUCUUUCUCUCAAUAAAGUUUUUCUUUUCCUCUCUUCCAUUUCUUGUUUUUGAUCUAUAAAAUUCCAUCAAUUGCUGGAAAGAGCAAGAGGGUUCUUAGAGGGGGAAUUGAAAUCUAAAUCGAAAACUAAAAAUGUUGAAGGUAAACCGAGUGAUAAACUGGGCACGAGCUUCGAUUUCAAAUUGUCAAUACCUCCUAAGUCAUGACCCAAAGAUUUCCCCUUCACCUCCUCAACAUUUCGCUUCAAAAUCAUCCAUUCGCUUCUUCGAUAUUUACAAGCUUGCAAGCAAGGAACAAGUCGAGAAAGAACGAGCAUGACUGGCAGUGCUGAUGAAUUGAAUAGAGGAUAUUUUGAUGAUAUGUCUAAGCUAAAACAACACGGUGGUAAGCUGGUGGAGUUGCUAGAUAAACCUCUGCACAAAUAUUUCGAGCAGAAUGAUUGCUUGAAUUAUUUCUUUUGUUUCCGCUGGAUUCUGAUACACUUUAAAAGAUACUUUUGGCUUGCCUGGAGUAGCUUAGUUCUUACACUAAAAGCUUGUUGGCUCAACAAGAUGAACAAGUUCACAGUUUUGAGAGACCUCAAUUUUGUUGCAAAAAACCUUGGUGUUGAGUUUUUCAAAGGUACUCUUGUGGUAUAAUAAUCUUACCAUUACUGAUGAUGUGUAGAGUUGAAUGAAUUUUCUAUUAUUUUAUUCAACAAUUAGAAUAAAUUGUAUUUAUCUCUUCGAUAUUGAACCGGUUGGCAAAGCUGUCGAGGGAGUAUUGUUAUAAAGCAUUGGGAUUUGGUGGACAAAGUAGCUAAGCAGAUAAAUUGGCAAUUCCAGGGGAACUUCAAUUACCAAA
Messenger RNA from Gossypium arboreum, 1048 nucleotides. Its product is annotated as GTPase-activating protein gyp7-like. The record is from RefSeq and is a predicted model, not a curated record. The transcript is spliced from 5 exons. The coding region runs from base 520 to 843 and encodes 107 amino acids. Lineage: Eukaryota; Viridiplantae; Streptophyta; Magnoliopsida; Malvales; Malvaceae.